Messenger RNA from Nerophis lumbriciformis (worm pipefish), 1710 nucleotides. Lineage: Eukaryota; Metazoa; Chordata; Actinopteri; Syngnathiformes; Syngnathidae. The record is from RefSeq and is a predicted model, not a curated record.
AUGUCUUAUUUCGUCAAUUCUCUUUCUGAAGAAGACCAGGAGUUCGAGGAAAUAAAAAACGCAGCUGCUGAAUUUUACCGGGCUAACAAAGUACCCGAGGAACUCGAGAAAGCUCUGGGCGAGCUUUUCUUCAGCAACCCCCAGGACGUCCACGGCUACCUGGCAAACUACUUCACAAACCUGUCACCACAACCCCUAAUCAACAGACUGAAUGGAAGGGAGGCCUAUGAUUCAAAAGGGCAGCCAUGUGCUGAGGCUGAAAUCUUUUGCAUCAUCUGCAAUAAAGAAACGAGGAUGGCCGCUGCUGCAAUUUCCAGCCACCUUGGACAAAAAGAGUCUGUUCUAGAAUGGCAAACAAAGAGUGAGGAAAGAAGGCACCAUGUCAUGAGUGCUGUUCAAUGGAUAGCUGAACCUCUGAAUCAAAUGCUGAAGGAACAGAACCCUUGUAACCAAUUAGAAGUUGACCAGGAGCUCAGCAAUUUUUUCGCGGUUCGCCAGCAGGAGGAGAAAGAAAUGAGGGAAAAUGAGGAGCAGGCUUCUAUCAGUGAACAGGAGGUGGAGGUUGUAGCUUCACCAUCUGAAAAGAAGAAAGACAAGAAGGCUGAUAAAAAAAAAAAGGCUUCAGACAAGCCGUUUAUUCCAGCAGAGCCACCUGAACCAAUUUUGCCUGGUUGCUUAGCUAUUGGUUCAGUAUCUUUGGCUGUGGCAAAGAGUGCAGCCAAGAUCAAGGACACUCCACUAUACAAGUACAUCCGAGCCCUAAAAAACCCAGAGGAUGAAACUGGAUUUCACAUUCCUUUCUGCCUGGUCACUAUACUAAGCUGUGGGAAGACUUCUCCCGGAAAAUUGAACUUGCUGGAAGAGGUUAUACUGGUCCACAGCACAGGACUGCAACUCAAAGAAAUUGUCACAAUGACAACACACUUGCAGAAGGAAAUGAUGAGAAUAAUAACCAUGUCAUCAAAAGCUGGGGUCACCCAGGCCAUUCUGAGUGACAGAGGUGUGAUGCCCGUGAACUUUGAUCGUCCUGAACAAGUACUGGACCUGAUCAAUGACGCCUGUAAUAACCUUGAACUUGAACUAGGAACGGACAUGCAUCUGGUUUUGAACUGCGCUGGCACUGACCUCAUGGACUAUACCAAAGAAAAGUAUGAGAUUGCAACAGGAUCUUUUAAGACUCCAGAUGAGCUUGUGACCAUUUAUCAAACCCUUAUUAACAAAUAUACCGCAGUGGUGGCUAUAAUUGACCCAUUCAGGAAGGAGGAUCGAGAACAGUGGGAAAAACUGAGCACUAUGAUUGGAGAUUCGUGCGUGCUUCUGUCUGAAGCGACUAACAAGCCGCAGGCUCCACCACUUCCUGGAGUGACAGGUCUAAUCUUAAAACACAUCAACGAGAUGACUGUCAGCGACUUGAUCCGCAUUACAUCCGAGCAAAAAGGUUCCAUUCUUAUGGGGACAGCAAGCAACGAGCCCUGUGAUGACGCCUCCCUGUCAGACAUAGCUGUGGGUCUGGGCAUGGACUAUGUCAAACUGGGAGGUCUGUGCAGUGCCGAGAGGAUGACUAAAUACAACAGGCUGAUUUCUAUAGAGGAAGAGCUGGCCCAACAAGGGAUCCUGGUUUCCAAGGAAAAACACUGCCUGCCCCUUUUCCAUAAAUUAGAAGAGGAGGAGGAUGAAGAGGAGGAGAAAGAAGAAGAAGAAACAACUUGA